Molecule: messenger RNA, 410 nt
Organism: Vespula vulgaris
Lineage: Eukaryota; Metazoa; Arthropoda; Insecta; Hymenoptera; Vespidae
Gene: Sfp53D
Product: venom peptide SjAPI-2
Exons: 3
Coding region: 68-307 (79 amino acids)
Source: RefSeq, a predicted model, not a curated record
AUAAAUUGUAGCACAUGAGCAAUAUUCGCAACAGUUUGUUUUGAAUUUGGAAUAGAUCUAAAUCGUCAUGUUUCGUACUUCAACGAUUAUUUUUGUUCUUGCUCUCUGCAUCGAAUCUAUCGUAUGCACGUCUACUUGCGGACCAAAUGCAGUUUUUUCCGACUGUUCGACCCCUUGUCCGGUAACUUGUGAAAAUUACCAAAAUCCUCCUGAAUUCUGUCCUACUUACUGCGUAAAAGGAUGUUCAUGCGUAAACGGAACUAUAUUAAAAAACCAAAAAGAAUGUGUUUUACCCUGCCAAUGUUAAUCUGUCACGAUAGUGAGAAAUGUGCUCAGAAAAUUUCGUAUAAAUAUAAUCUAGUCGGGUCGAAGGAUCCGUACUUCAAUAAUAAAAUAUAAUUAUAGUAUAA